Messenger RNA from Microplitis mediator, 756 nucleotides. Its product is annotated as speckle-type POZ protein-like B. NCBI's taxonomy places the organism in Eukaryota, Metazoa, Arthropoda, Insecta, Hymenoptera, Braconidae. Gene Ontology annotation, cellular component: cytoplasm. The record is from RefSeq and is a predicted model, not a curated record. Gene Ontology annotation, molecular function: ubiquitin protein ligase binding. The transcript has a single exon. Gene Ontology annotation, biological process: regulation of proteolysis; proteasome-mediated ubiquitin-dependent protein catabolic process. The coding region runs from base 1 to 756 and encodes 251 amino acids.
AUGAAUUCUUCCACGUAUCGUGCAGGUGACACUAUAAUCAAAUCACCAGUAUUUCCAACUAGUAAUGAACCUGGUAAUAGUUCAUGGCAUUUAAAAAUAAACAUUCAAAAAGUGUCUGAUUAUAUAUAUGACCGAACGUUAUCAAUAACUCUGACAUAUUGUGGUAGUGAUCAAAAUAUAAAAGCCAAAUAUUCGAUAUGUGUUAUUGAUGAUGAAAAAAACAGACAAUUUAUAUGGGACUCAAUUACAUAUCACAAUUUCAAGAAUUGUGAAGAAUUUAAGCUUCGAGAGCUAAAAGUGGGUGAACUAUAUAAAGAAAGAGAUAAAUAUUUACCUGAUGAUACAUUAACGAUAUCCCUUAAACUUACUGAACUUAUUGUACAUUCUUACACUAGUCUUCCUACCACUGAACUUCGAUUAGGAGAAUCGAAACAAACUUUCGAUGAUUUGAAAGAUCUUUUUGAUAGUAAAGAAGGCAGUGAUGCUAUUCUAAUUGUGGGAAAUAAGAAAAUUCCAGCCCACAAAACUUUACUAAUGAAUCAAAGUAAUGUAUUUCGUGAAAUGUUGACAUCUCACCAGAAAAACAACGGUAAUAAUGAAGUAAAUAUCCCUGAUAUAAAUUAUGAUAUAUGUGAGAAACUAUUAGAAUUUAUUUACACGAACAAUGUGACUAAUGUUGAUGAAUUGGCUGGACGUUUAUACGAAGUGGCAGAUAAACAUCAGUUACCAGCUCUUAAAAAGUUAUGCGAAGAAUAA